Durotheca rogersii is the source of this 913-nucleotide messenger RNA. RefSeq lists its product as uncharacterized. Bases 219 to 686 code for a protein of 155 amino acids. The transcript has a single exon. NCBI's taxonomy places the organism in Eukaryota, Fungi, Ascomycota, Sordariomycetes, Xylariales, Xylariaceae. The record is from RefSeq and is a predicted model, not a curated record.
UCUUCAGUAAAUACCCCCCCCUCCCCCCACCCUCCUCCUCUCCUCCCCAGCCCUCAGCAAACCUCAUCUUCUCAUUCCCUUCUACCUGAGAGAUUUGACAGGUCUUUUUUAAGUGCGCUCGAGCGCGAGCACGAAAUUUUACUCAUUCCAGCACGGCGACGGUCGCGGGCGUGCGUAGACGAAAUAGAAGGGCACCCAAAAGAAAAAAUAACCGGGCUAUGCGGAUCGUAGCGGACUCGCCCCGUUCGCGCGUGACGGUAGCACAUGUAUACCCGCCAUCCGCCGGUGUAGGCUAUGAGGGACGGCGAGGGGGGAGCGUGUCUCGACGCCAAGAGGCAUCUAGGCCCCUCUCCCUAUCCAUUGUCGUUUUUGGUUUCCCUGUCCACUUCAGCGCUCUGCCGGAUUUUGUUUUUUUCCUCUUUUUUUUUUUCUUCAUUUCUUCUGGCAUCGGGUUCCACUGCGCGUUCCGGUCUGCAUGGCAGCGGCGGCGUUUUCGGGGGGAGAGAGCGGGAAGCGAGAUGUGCACACACAUAGAUACGGAGGAGGAGGGUGCGCGGAAGAGGAGAGGAGGCGCGGAAAGCGGUAGUAUAGGAAAGCAGGGCAGGCGUCCAGGAUGGAAGCAUAGCGAGCGAAUCAAUAAAUACACACCAUCGCCAGUUACCCCCUUCUUCCCCUUUCAGCACUGAGUAGUGAUAGGGCUGCUUACUCUAGGUCCGACGGGUGCGUCAGGGCCCGGGAUGUUUGGGAUGGCGGAAUGCAUGAAUGAAUGAAUGCGUUGCCUGCGUGUCUCUCCCGGCUGCAGCGCCAGCGCCAGCGGCCCUGACUCUCUCCCCCCCUCUCUCUCUCUGUGUGUGUGUGUCUGUCUGUCUAGGUAUACCCGUAGCCGUGGCGCUGUCUCUCUCUCUCUCUUUCU